Opisthorchis viverrini is the source of this 357-nucleotide messenger RNA. RefSeq lists its product as hypothetical. The record is from RefSeq and is a predicted model, not a curated record. NCBI's taxonomy places the organism in Eukaryota, Metazoa, Platyhelminthes, Trematoda, Opisthorchiida, Opisthorchiidae. The transcript has 3 exons. The coding region runs from base 1 to 357 and encodes 118 amino acids.
AUGUCUUCCUCUGUUGCCCGUUUACUGCAACCUAACCCCAUUCACCUCACACGUUUUUGUUCCAUACUUUGCACUGUGUUGUUAUUUGUAAAAUUCUUUGAUACACUGGUACAGAAAUUACAGGCAAUCACUGUUACUUCGACUUUCUCCAAAGUUCUUGAAACCUGGCUUUCUGAUUCUGGAGAGAGGAUGGCCUCUAAACCGGUAUCACGAACGCAGAUCCAAGGGAAAAUUCUUAGUCCUGGUCGGAAUCCAUCUGGUACUGCAAUGAUAUUCUUUUUUGCUCAUCUCCUGUGUUCCAAUACUCCACCGAAUGCGUUGGAUUCCUUUCAACUUGACCCUUCACAUCCUAGUUGA